Messenger RNA from Stylonychia lemnae, 1281 nucleotides. The record is from the annotation of a GenBank genome assembly. NCBI's taxonomy places the organism in Eukaryota, Ciliophora, Spirotrichea, Sporadotrichida, Oxytrichidae.
AUGGGCGAAGGUGCAAGUGGAUCAGUUUGGAAAGCUUAAGAUCUUUAAACCGGAUAAAAAUAAGCAGUUAAAUAUGAUAAAGCACUCAUAAUCUUUGAGAAGAUGGGACCAUCACUACAAUGGUUUAUGAGUUAGAAAGGGAGAUCGAAGCUUACAUUUAAAAUAGUUUGCGAAAUCGGAAUUCAACUUCUUAGCAUAGUGGAUUUUGGAGCAAGCAGGAAGUACCUAAAUGAAUAAGGAUUUCAUUGUAAAAACUAAAUUGAGAGAACAUUUUUUGGGAAUUUUGCAUUUGCCAGCCUCUAUCAUAUGCUAGGUUAAGAUAGUCUAAGAAAUCUAUUCCAGUUAAUUGAUUCAAUAAAUUUUGAUGAGAAACCUGAUUAUGCACUAAUUAUUAGUAUUCUGCAAAGAUAGCUAUCAGAAUUAGAAAGAGCAAAAUAAUCACAAUAAUGGAGGUCAACUACUACUUAAAACGAUAGCCCUCAUUCAGGAUCUCCUUUCACUUAAUGCUAUCUUUCCUCCCAGAGAUAAAAUUUUUAGUAAUUAGAACUUUAUAAUUCAGAGGAAAAGGAAAGAAAUAAUAACUAAUCUUGUGGAAGCUAUAUUUUAGCCAUUAAACAAAGUAAGUCAUCUAAUAAUCAUGGUAAAAAUGGAGAUGCAUCAGUUAAACAAUUAUCAUAAUCUGAUGCAAAAUCUAAAUAAUAUCUACAAAUAUUACAAAAGAAGGAUCAUGAAAUGCAGAGCAACUCUGUAUGUAGAAAGAAUUAAAACGAUAAUGAACAAGACCAGCUUUUAAUUAAAUUUGUUAAAGAUGAUCAAGUUAAAAUAGAUCAUUUUUAUAAAAGGGAAAGCUUGACUAAUUUAAGAUCAUCAUCAAGUGAUUAAGAUCGACCUAAUCGAAAAUCGAAGUUCUAUCAACUUCAUUUAGUUAAUAAGAUAAGCAAUAAUGUUCCAAAACAUGAAGUUGAUUAGUAGCCAUCUAGUAAUAUUGAGCUUAAAUAGGAUGCAGAAUAAAGAAUAAGUUAUUUCAAAAAAUAAUGCAAAAAAGAUCAACUUAAUAACUUCCAGCAUCAGUAACAAAUAUUAAGUCUAGAAGAGUAAGAUGAUUCUCUCGAAAUUAAUGAGGAAAUAACAUUUAUCGCUGCAGACAUCUCUGAAAACAUCAAUGAAAUUUUCCAAAAUUCAAAAUAUAAUUUUGAAUGCCAUCCAAACAAUUUAAAGGUUAUUAACAAAAAUGUCGUUGGCAUUAAAAGUAGUCGUAAAAAUAAUUAAUAAUAAUAAUGA